GUUUGAAGGGAGAUUGUUUUCCUCUCUCUCUCUCUCUCUCUCUCUGUCAUGAAGGGAAUGUUUGCUUUGGUUGUGGUUGUUUUGGGACUCCUAAGCUGUUUUAGAGUGAGUGAGGGGAUUAGUAGGAGAGACUUCCCAAAUGGGUUUGUUUUUGGAACAGCUUCUUCAGCCUACCAGUACGAAGGAGCGGUAAAAGAGGAUGGAAGGGGAAGCACAGUUUGGGACGGUUUUGCCCAUUCAUUUGGAAAGGUGAUUGAUUUUAGUAAUGCUGAUGUGGCCGUUGAUCAGUACCACCGUUACACGGAAGAUAUACAGCUUAUGAAAGACAUGGGAAUGGAUGCUUAUCGAUUUUCCAUUGCUUGGUCUCGAAUUUUUCCGAAUGGCACUGGACAGAUUAACCAGGCAGGAGUGGACCACUAUAACAAUCUCAUUAAUGCCUUAAUUGCCAAAGGAAUUGAGCCGUAUGUGACCCUUUAUCAUUGGGACCUUCCUCAAGCCCUUGCGGACAAAUACAAUGGAUGGGUCAACCACCAAAUCAUAAAGGACUUUGCGAACUACGCCGAGACGUGCUUUCAGAAAUUUGGCGACCGCGUGAAACACUGGAUAACCUUCAAUGAGCCACACACAUUCGCCAUCCAAGGAUAUGAUGUCGGGCUUCAAGCUCCGGGUCGCUGCUCUAUUCUCCUUCGCCUUUUCUGUAGUGCUGGAAAUUCUGCGACGGAACCUUACUUGGUCGGCCACAAUGUUCUCCUUUCUCAUGGCACCGUCGUGGAAAUUUACCGAACAAAAUACAAGCCAAAACAGAAAGGGACGCUUGGGAUUUCGUUGGAUGUAAUGUGGUUCGAGCCAAUGACUAACACACCUGCGGACAUAGAUGCAGCACAGAGAGCUCAAGAUUUCCAAUUUGGAUGGUUUAUGGAUCCCUUGUUCUUCGGAGAUUAUCCCACCUCGAUGAGAAAUAGGGUCGGAAAUCGACUGCCGAGAUUCUCCGCAGCUGAGGCCGCUCUGAUUAAGGGUUCAUUAGAUUUCGUCGGCGUAAAUCACUAUACAACGUACUAUGCAAAGCAAAAUUCAACUGACAUAAUUGGUGUUCUACUCAACGAUACGCUUGCAGAUUCCGGCGCCGUUACCCUUCCCUUCAAAGGAACAAAUGCUAUCGGAGACAGGGCAUCUUCGAUAUGGUUGUACAUUGUGCCUCGAGGGAUUAGAAGCUUAAUGAAUUACAUCAAGAACAAAUAUGGAAAUCCACCCGUCUUCAUCACAGAAAAUGGCAUGGAUGAUUCAAACAACCCAUUUAUCUCAAUCAAGGAUGCUUUAAAGGAUGAGAAGAGGAUCAAAUACCAUAAUGACUAUCUUUCAAACUUGUCCGCUUCUAUAAGGACUGACGGUUGUGAUGUGAAAGGGUAUUUUGUGUGGUCCCUUUUAGAUAAUUGGGAGUGGGCCGCUGGAUACACUUCUAGAUUUGGACUCUAUUUCGUGGACUACAAAGACAAGCUUAAGAGAUACCCAAAGGAUUCUGUUCAAUGGUUUAAAACUCUCCUCAAUUCUACUGCUUGAACUUGUAAGACAUUGAUGUAAGCACGAAAAACCAUGCCUGUUUCAUUCCUUUUAUCAAAGGUCAUUAUUGUUCAUCCAUGUGUACAUCAAGUACACGUGCACACAUGUUACCAAUAAAAGGGUCCCUUGUAUUAAUUCUGAUUAAAGAAAUCAUGGGUGCUUGAGAUUCAUGCAGCCUUUGGCCUUGAGCUCAAAAUGUAGCCUGAUAUAAGACUUAGGUGGGUGAUGUAGAGUGGGUUACGAACACUUUCAUGGCCAAGAUGGACUAAAGAAGGCCCGAUCGGAGGUGGAAGUGAUCAGGACCGUCAAAACCUUGAAACAAUCAUAUCUCGUAAACUAGACUGAGUUUUUUUACAUAUCAUA
Molecule: messenger RNA, 1920 nt
Organism: Magnolia sinica
Lineage: Eukaryota; Viridiplantae; Streptophyta; Magnoliopsida; Magnoliales; Magnoliaceae
Product: beta-glucosidase 6
Exons: 13
Coding region: 49-1557 (502 amino acids)
Biological process (GO): carbohydrate metabolic process
Molecular function (GO): beta-glucosidase activity
Source: RefSeq, a predicted model, not a curated record